AAUGAUUCAAUUAAACAAACGCAUCGCAUUAUUAUUGCCCUUCCGCAGUGAAAAUAAUUGGCGUUUAAGGUAACCCGCUUCAUAUAAUAUCGAUAAUUCGCUUGCAGUGGUUAGUGAGUAGAGGCUGUAAUACAUACCAGGCGGACAACCACAAAACUCGCCAAAAAAGUUUGAGUGUUAAACCUUAAAAAUUCUAACCUAAAAAUCACAAAAUCUCAUUGGCGAACGAACAGAUUUUAAACCACCACCACACUACUUCAUGCAAAAGACAAGGGUAGCCAAUACGACAUAGGAAGCUGCAAAACAAAUUUUCAGUUAAAGAACCUAGACUUUCAUUUGCCUCAACUGCUACAAGUUCCUAAUUUUUGUUGCUUGAUUUUGAGCUUUAAGCCGAUUUCUUACGGCAUAUGAGUUUAUGAUAAACUCGGAAGUAUGCAAUUGCCUUUCGAUGUGUGAGACAUAUCAGAAAACAAUUUUUAAUUGAAAAGUAGAAUCGGAGCUCGGACACUAAGCACUACCUAGCCAAUAUUUGUCAGACUAGUUUUGUGAUUGAUACUAUAUAUUGAUAUAUAUUAUUUGGUCCGUUCGAAUUUGGACGCAAAUAAUAUCAAAUUCUAAAAUACUAUUUGUUUUUGUCUUAUAAUUUCAUCUUGUUUAGUGAACUAAAAAAUCAUAGCUCAGCAUUUUUUGAUAGCAUCCAACAAAGAUUUAUAGAUAAUUUUAAAAACAAUUUCCUUAAACUUCCAUACUCGCUGGAUUUUUUAUUCAAGCAGCUGCCGAAGUAACAGUACGCGGCCGAAUGUAAGUCCAAGUCCGUGUUUAAAGUAUCCCCGUACACAACAGUCGAGUCUAACUGACAGGAAUAGACGCCAAAUGUUUGUCUAGCGAACUGAAGCUGUUAAAGUCGAAAUUCGCUGAAGGCCAUCAAAACCGAUAUUUAUAUAUGUGUUGGAUUUAGCUUGAUUGUAUUGGCUCAGGAGCCUAUUUUGAAGGCGAUAAUAAAGAUUUAUAUAAUAUUAAAAUAAGUACGUAAAAAUGUUGGCUCUUUUUGUCGACUUACAACCAACAAACAUUUCGCAGUCAUAAAAUAAUACACAUACAUACACCCACACACAAUUUACAUAAAUGCAGUAUAAUAAUAAACUUGUGUAUAAACAAAAGUGAAUUUUAUCAAUCUGUGAGGUUAUCACUGCUCUUUGAGUCAUUAACGCGCACAUCAGUCCGUUGCUGGAGAGCGAGUAAAGCAUACAAAACAGUUGAGAUUUAACAGCGUAGUGAGAUGCGUGCACAAAGUGAAAUGCAAGUGCUUUGAAAACGAAAUUUUUCUCAAAAAAAAAAAAAACAAGAAACAAAAGUAUUUAAUUUUGUACAAAUAACCGUAAGACAAAGUAAGUUAAAGGAGUUGUAAAAAUAAAAACCAAAUUUACAACAACGGCAUUGCUAUCGUUCGUGGACGCAGCGCCGCAUCCACAGCGAUGUUUCCUUUGCCCAGUGUCCGUUGUAACUCUGAGGACUCACUCAUCAGCUGGUCCAAUCGAAAUGCUGUGGCUCAGCGCAGCAAGAGCGUGCCGCGUAUGUACGGUUGUGUGGACACCUUAGCGGCGAGCACCAGUGCAUCAUCUCAAAUCAGUAAUCCGCUCAACAACUUUGGUGCCAACACGCAUUGUCCGCAUAGUAUUGCAUGUGCAGUGGCUGGCGGCAUAGCGGGCAGAGGAGAGAAUGAUGUUUUAUCAGCAGUGAAUGUGCGGCAGCAUUUAAGACAAAAUAGUGAUAGCAAUGCGGGUAACAACCAUGGCAGUCAUAUUCCAUACCGUCAUCAUAUGCAUCAGCAGCAUGUGGGCUCACCGAACCGUUAUAGCUACAGUGGUGGCGCUGUUGGUACGGGUGUUGGGAGUAGCUCUGGCGCUCUUUUGCGUUUAUCAACAAAUCGGCUAGAUCCAUUCUCAGCACCAACAACAACUGUGGGUUCGUCGCUGCUCGGCGAUAGCAUGACUGAGAUUGUUGUAGAAGACUUGCGGCACUCACAUGAGCCAACUUCUGAGUUGCUCGACUAUUGCAAACGCAAGUUUCUGCGUCCUUUUAUUUUAGUCCUAUCACUUGUCGGUGUAAAUCCUAUACCAACAGAUACGUCCAAAGUACUUUGCUGCUUAAACUAUACACAGGCGCUGGUGGUGUUGCUGAUACUAUCCUUUGGAUAUUUUCUACAAUAUUUAUGUUCAUAUCGUGGCGAUCGCGGUUUUAUUGCGCACGAUCAAGACCUCACAAACGAUCCCAGCUCCAAUGCCACCUAUACCGUUGGUCAACUGUUGUUCGGUCAUAUUUUCCCAAAUGCGCUAAAUCUAUCUAGUUUUAUAUCGGCUGUAAUUGUUUUCAAAAUAAUCGAUCAAGAGCAAUUGCAGAAUCUAAUCGAACGUGUGUUUCUCACUAGCUUGGAACCACGCCGUUUAUGUAAACUACUAUGGUCAUAUUUGUUAUGUGGAUUGGUGUUGUUGGCCUUCCUCUUUGCGUACACAAUUCCUUCGGUGCUUUUGCAGUCGCGCAUCAUACAAGUGAAAUGGUUUACUGGCAUACUGGCGGACUGGGAGCUGGCGACUAAGGUUGUCUUGAUCAUCACGCUUUUUGUGCAGGACUUAGUGGAAGUGAUAAUUCUCGCCAACUACUGCAUUCAAUGUUAUUUGCUACGUAUACAUAUUUCCUCGCUGUCGCAUAAACUUUUAAUGCAUUCCAUUGAGACCACCGAUUGGAUGCGGGAGGUCCUAGAAUUUCACAAGUUAUUGGAGCAUCUCAACCGCCAUGCUGCUGUGCCGGUGUGCUUUUUAACCGUUAUGAAUUUAGCAUAUGCAUUUGCUGGUCUAAUAUAUAUUUUCAACGAUUUGGAUUUUCAUUAUUCUGCUUUGGAAAUAGUCCUUUUGAAUAUUUUCAACGUACUACUUUGGCUUCUACUGGGCGUCAUACCAUUUGUGUUGGCCGCUUCUGUAACGCAUGCGUGCCAAAAGGCACAGGCUAACGGUCAUCAUAUUCGUGCACGUCCUUUUGUGUAUCACAGCACGUCGACGGAUGAUUUGAACUCUACACUGUUGUUUUCAUCGUCUUUACAAAUGUCAGCAAAAAUUUUUAAAAUGCCAAUACAACCGAAUUAUCUUUGUUGUGCGCUAUUGUCUAUAUCGAUACUGGUUCUAACUCUGGGUAUGUGCCUUAACCCCUCAAUUAUAGGUAUUUUUUAAAAUUAUGUAUGUAUAUAUAUCUUAUUUCAAAUAUGGCAAAUAAAUUAUUGCGCUUAUGGUAUUGUGAAA
This is a messenger RNA of Bactrocera oleae (olive fruit fly), 3293 nucleotides long. It is a transcript of the gene GrlHz, whose product is annotated as Gustatory receptor-like Holozoa. The record is from RefSeq and is a predicted model, not a curated record. NCBI's taxonomy places the organism in Eukaryota, Metazoa, Arthropoda, Insecta, Diptera, Tephritidae.